Messenger RNA from Nicotiana tabacum (common tobacco), 597 nucleotides. NCBI's taxonomy places the organism in Eukaryota, Viridiplantae, Streptophyta, Magnoliopsida, Solanales, Solanaceae. The record is from RefSeq and is a predicted model, not a curated record.
AUGCUUGUUCUACCUUUCCCUCAGAAGCAGAGAAGAGAGAAGUUGGACAGACAAUUUGGGCAUUUUCUAGAAGUGCUCAAUCAGGUGCAUGUUAAUCUACCUUUCACAGAGAUACUCUUGCAAAUACCAGCAUAUGCCAAGUUCUUGAAGGAGAUAUUGUCCAAUAAGCGAAAAGCGGAAGAGACAUUGGUUGUCAAGCUCACAGAGCAUUGUAGUGUUGUUCUACAAAAUAAGCUCCCUCGAAAGUGUGGAGAUACAGGGAGUUUUACUAUACCUUGUUCUCCAGGAUGUACUAAUUUGAAAAAUCUUUGUGUGAUUCAGGUGGAUAAAUUUGCAUUCCAUAUGGACUUCAUUGUGAUGAACAUGGAAGAGAAUAAGGAGGUCCCUCUGAUUUUAGGGAGACCCUUCUUGGCUACUGGUAGAGCUAUACUAGAUAUUCAGGAAAGGCAACUCAUGCUAAGAGUAGGGGAAGAAAGAGUGGUGUUCAAGAUGAAGGAAGCAAUAGGGGCACCUAGAGAGGAGUCAGUUGUAUACUCUGAUUUUAAGGUGGAUGUCCUAAAGGAGCUAGCUGAAGAGGACAAGCAUGAUAAGUGUGGG